AUGAUAGAGUGUACGAAGAUUAGACCGGGCCACGGGGAUUUUCAGUGGAUACAACAAUUUGGACAUGUGGAGGCUGAAUACUUAAACCCAUCAGUGUCUGAUCACUCCCCAAUACUUGUAAAAUGUGGCCAGCAAGUGCAUCUGCAUCCUAGACCUUUUAGAUUCUAUCCUAAUGUCAUGGAGCAUCCUGGUUUUCAUGAUACAUUGCUAGCUGUAUGGCAACAAGGAAAUGGAAGUCACACUAUGGUAAGUAUUUGGAGGAAACUAAAAGAGAUGAAGGUGCAGCUGAAACAUAUAAAUGCUUAUAUGGCAUCUUACUCACAAAAACUGAGGUUGGCUAGGGAAAAGCUUGAAAUUAUUCAGGGACAGCUGCAGGACAAUCUAGAAUGUACUGUGCUGAUUGAAGAAGAGAGAAAGCUCCUGCAAGAGAUUGAGAAGUGGAGUAUGGUGGAAGAGCAAGUGCUGAGACACAAGGCAAGAGCAACAUGGAUAGAAUGUGGUGAUUCCAACUCCAAGUACUUUCAUGCACAAUGGAAAAUAAGAACUAGCCAAAAUACCAUUUCCUCUAUCUAUACUGAUGCUGGGACUAAACUUUCUGACCCUGUACUUAUUGAACAGGAGUUUAUAUCUGUGUUUUCAGGUUUAAUGGGUGAUUGUGCAGCUGAACUACCAUGCCUUAAUAUCGAAGUAGUUAGAGCUGGCAAAUGCCUUACAAUCCAACAACAAAGGGCACUAAUACAAGAGAAUUGGGAUACGAUUAAAGAGGAUGUCUUUGACGACGAUAAAACGAGUUCUAUGCAACUGGAGAACUUGCCCCUAUGA
Molecule: messenger RNA, 822 nt
Organism: Lycium ferocissimum
Lineage: Eukaryota; Viridiplantae; Streptophyta; Magnoliopsida; Solanales; Solanaceae
Exons: 2
Coding region: 1-822 (273 amino acids)
Source: RefSeq, a predicted model, not a curated record